Messenger RNA from Sphaeroforma arctica JP610, 2076 nucleotides. RefSeq lists its product as hypothetical. The record is from RefSeq and is a predicted model, not a curated record. Bases 1 to 2076 code for a protein of 691 amino acids. The transcript has a single exon. Lineage: Eukaryota; Ichthyosporea; Ichthyophonida.
AUGGUGCUAUCUGUUGGAACAAGUAUUACGACAUUGCGAAGGGCUCUCACGAGUUCCAAAAGCAAGCAAGCCGGUAAAUCAGGAAAGGGCAAGAGAGAAUUCUCUAUCGACAGCAUCUCAGCACAGAGCAUCGACGGACGGGAGGUAAAGCACAUAAUCUAUAAAGGUGAUGGGAGUACCACCUUGGUACCUCGAGCUAGUGGGAAGCAAGAUGUCGAGAAAGGAAACUCUGUUGGGCUAUCUAUGCGUUGCAAAGAUUCUAUAUACGUUGCACAUUGUAAAUCUGCGGAGAAGUCGAGUGUAAACAAAGUGAAGACUCUCGAGAUGUCGGCACCAGUCGGGUUAUCACUCCGAUCAAAGGAUUCAAUCUAUGUCGCUCACGGUAAAGGCUCGAGCAGGAAUCAGCAAGCAAUUGAUCAGAAAAAAGAAAAGAAACAAAGCAAAAAUGAAAAGAAAAGUAUGCAUGCAAAUGAUGCUGUCAAGUUGUUUCGUAGUCAGAGUAUGAGCAAGACAGAUUCGAAAGAGGCUCAGAAAAUUGCCAAGACUGCCGCGAAGAUUGCAAAGAAGAAACGUCGAAGCAGCGCUUUGGAAUUUCAAAGCAAGAGCAUGUAUACAAUCGCUUUGUCCGAUGAUCUGCUUGAUCGGGAUGUCCAGGAUAAUGAAGUAGUUCUUGAAGCUCAGGUAUCCAGUCUCCAGUCUCCAAUUUUUAAACCUCACGACAAAUCUGAAAGUUAUCUAAGACGUAUUCGAAAUCCGACCCAGGAUAUAUUGACUAGCGUGCAAAAUGUGCAGCAGCGUAGAUUACAGCGUAGCAACAGUGAAACACGCUUACCCGACACAAUCAAAUCUACAACGCUACACUCUCAGGCAACUUUGACUAGAAGUAAUUCUCAGAUACCAGCAUCGCAGCACAGUAAAUUUUCUGCCUCUCCGUGCAUGAGUGCCUAUCGCCAUCAUAGACGCCGACUAAGUAUGAACCAGAGCCCUACUGGAAGUUUAGAUUCGUUUAGGAGCAACCCUCUUGGCUCCGGUGCGUGGUCUCCAGCGCCUUUCACUGGAGUAACGGUUGGUCGUGCACAGUUCCGAACUGCGGAAGUUCGCUCGCCAGCGCGCCGGAGUUCCUAUUCGAACGAAGAUCGCCAACUUAGUGAGCUAACAACAGUCAUGUCUUCACACUCGUCCAAUAGCAUAGAAUCAUUGACUAAUUAUAACGACAACUCCUCGUCUAUGACUCUAAAUUCAUAUGGACACGGUCUCUAUUCCUCGUUCCCCACGAGAGACCCUGGUCUUGUACCCGAAAGCCCAUACCCUGGUUUAGACCGGAGAGCAAACAUGCAAGCUGCACGACUGUCCUUCAGCCCGCUACCUAGUGCGAUAUCACUGAUUGAAAGCUCAUCAAGUUCUGGCUCGCAGUGGGCAUCUGCGCCGAUUUCGCACCGAACAAACCCAUUGGCAACACGUUCCGUGUCAGUAAUCGAUCGUAUACUCGCUGGAGAAUAUGUGACGGAGGACAUGGAUGAUUGGCUCCCCGCGUCGAAACCCAACAGUCCGACCGUGCGACGCAGACUGUCGUAUUCAGGCAACACGCCUACCUUACAGGAAACCGAAAGGGCGCUCUCGAAGGCCGCACACGGUCAUAGUUUGAACCGAAGUAUGUCGUACUCUGAAAAGUCGGCCGAGCAACAGCCGAGGCCCAUUAUCAAGCUGCACAAAACUUGCACGUGCGAGUGCUCACAGUCGAUGUCUGAACUAUUCCGUGACCCUCCCCCACGCGUUCGUAUCAAUCCUGCUUCGGAAGUAGCUUGCACAUUCACGCCCUCUCAGUACGAUCGGACUUCUAAUCGAUGUGCAAUCCCUACAAGAGAGUCUCAGAAUCUGAUAUACGAGGAAUUGAUGGCCUACAAGUUCUCGGACAUGGCCGUUCACGAAGACUCCAUGCACAAUAUUAAUGUGCAUCUAACGAGAGCUCGUGGAAGACAGAGAGAAAAACAGCUCAGAAUUCUUUCAGCAAUUGGCUUUCAUUGUGUACCUGAUAUGACAACAAUUCGUCGAACGUCUAUGCCCGGUCGGAUGUAG